Messenger RNA from Acytostelium subglobosum LB1, 531 nucleotides. RefSeq lists its product as hypothetical. NCBI's taxonomy places the organism in Eukaryota, Evosea, Eumycetozoa, Acytosteliales, Acytosteliaceae. The transcript has 2 exons. Bases 1 to 531 code for a protein of 176 amino acids. The record is from RefSeq and is a predicted model, not a curated record.
AUGCAUCAGUUGAAGCACUUGGCAUUCAAUCAUCAAUCAUUGGAACAAUCCAAAGUGGAUGCUGUCAAACACUUUGAUGAUUGGAGAGUGUUCAUCAAUGAGUUGGAGAAGAGUGUCGUUGGCAAACUGGACACACAGAUCAAGAAGAACAAUGACACAAUUCAAUCGAUCAUUGGUGAACUUGGUCGAAUCAACACAAUUCUCACCAACACUGACAAUGGAAGUGCUCGGAUCGAUGUCGAUGAUGCCCAGUUGAUUCAUUGGAUCACAACCCUCUCAAACGGAGAGAUCAUUGAGAAAGUGUUCCCACCUCUGCCACAUGAUGACAUCAUGGCACUCAACAAUCAUGACCUGUUGUCGAGAGUGAAGUAUCAUCUCAUUGAAUCAGAGACAAUCAAGUAUGAUAAUCCAGUCACAAUUCGUGUUGAUUCAAUCGAUCAAUCCAGAACCGGGUUUACACGUCAUCAGUUUAUGCAAGAGGCAAUAUAUAUGUAUUUGGCAGUCAACAGACAUUCUCCCGCUUCUCAAUGA